This is a messenger RNA of Microplitis demolitor, 2826 nucleotides long. RefSeq names its product zinc transporter ZIP13 (gene Zip99C). Gene Ontology annotation, molecular function: zinc ion transmembrane transporter activity. Lineage: Eukaryota; Metazoa; Arthropoda; Insecta; Hymenoptera; Braconidae. The transcript is spliced from 5 exons. Bases 1025 to 2302 code for a protein of 425 amino acids. Gene Ontology annotation, biological process: zinc ion transmembrane transport; intracellular zinc ion homeostasis. Gene Ontology annotation, cellular component: membrane. The record is from RefSeq and is a predicted model, not a curated record.
UCAUAUAUAUUCGAUAUCAGAGAAAUGAAAAAAUUAUACAGAAUAUAGGUAAGGAUGUGCUCCUUUUUGUAAAGGAAAAGCAACUUUCACUUUUCCCAAUGAUGGAAAACGUCGGGCCUUUUGGGAAAAGACUAUAAAUGUAAAUUUUCGGUCUUCGAAAUCGAGGUUAUGUUCUAACCAUUUCGCAAAGGAUGUUAAUUGUUGAAAAAAAUGAAAGUUAUUACACAGUAGUUGCACAUACCGCAUAGUUGUAUUCGCGCAUCAAUUUACGCGCAGCUACGCCGUGACUGCAGUUCGUGGAUAUAAAAACAUGAGUGUGAUGAUAUUGUUCAUUAGUUUGCUUUAGUGCAUCCAAUAAGUGCAUAAGGUUGGUCUUCAUCUCGUUGAAUAAAAGCUAUUGUAUUACUUGUGAUAUAUAAAUAAGUCUAUUUAUGUCAAUUAGCCGUGUCCAUAAAAAAUCUGACUGAAUAAUCGGUCAGUAGACUCGAAUCUUCACAAUCGUUUAAUCAAAGGCAAAAUGGAAUAAUAGAAGAGUCUUAGCAUCAAUCACUGUACCGAUGUUUUAACUUUGCGUACCGUACUCAGUCCUCAGUGUAGGCUAGUCGGUCGCCUGUAAGUGUAGUCGCCGAAUAAUUGACACUUAAAAAAAAAUCACCGCUACUUAAAUUAUCUAAUAGCUGGUAAUUGAUAGACAAUUAAUAUUUUAAUAAAUUAUAAAAUAUAACGUUUGUAAAUAAUUGAUUAAAUAUAAUUGCAAGCAGGCCAGUGUCAAGGACGACAACUUUUGUAUACAAGGGACGUAAAUUUGUAAUUUAAAUUAUUUAAACAUUUAAUGAUCUGUGAUAUCUAUAAACGGAGAAAGUGUUUGUUCUGCGAGUAAAAAAUAUAAGAGUACUGUUUUAUAUUUUUUAAAUUCAUCUAGUUGACAAGACUUCAAUUGAGAUUAAAUAGAACAGAGUUAGUUGAUAUAUUUGCACGCAUAUGUAAUAUAUGUGAAGAUUAUUUAUUAUUUUUAAAAAUAAUAAUGAUCGAAUGCGACAAUAAUUCAACGAGCAUGGAUGUUGUUUAUGAAAUGGCCACUAAUGAUAUUUGGAGGUCUUGGAAUAAUGUCGCUGAUUAUUUUGAAUACCAACCCUGGGUAUUUUCUUUACUGGGAAGUGCUAUGGUUGGUCUUUCUGGUGUCUUCCCGCUGUUCAUUAUUCCCAUUGAUGAGGGAACUAAUCUUAAACAUGGACCUGGUGCUAAAACAUUGAAGAUGCUUCUGAGUUUUGCUGUUGGUGGCCUAUUGGGAGAUGUCUUUCUCCAUCUGCUUCCAGAAGCUUGGGAAAAUAAGUCAUUAAAUGCUAAAACAGUUCAUGGGCAUCCGUCGAUGGUUUGUGGGCUGUGGGUUUUAAUUGGUUUCUUAGUCUUCAUUAUCGCCGAAAAAUUAUUUAUGGAAACUGAUGACAAAGAAACAGACGAUGAUCAAGAUAUUGAUUGUGUAAAAAUUAAAAGUCAAGAAUGUGACAGCGAAACUGAAAAUAAUAAUUUUAUGCCUGUUAAUGGUCAGAUAAAAGAGAAGCAAAAGUUAUCAAAAAAUUUAGGAUUUACUCUUCCGGGAAAGAAAGACUAUGACGUUAAUUUCGUUUCCGUCAAUUCAAAUAAAAAUGACAAGUCAAAUGAUUACAAUGAAUUGUGCAGAGAAAUGCAGAGAAAAGAAUUAAAUGAUUCAGCAAAGCCGACUAAAGUUUUUAAUAGGACUUCUAUUAAAAACGGCGGGAUGAAAACAGACGUAUCAAAUAAUUUGACAUCAAACGGAAGUAUUCCGGAUAAAUUAUCAAAUUUAAAUGAACCGGUAAAAGAAAAACCGAAACAUAUCAGCGGUUAUUUAAAUCUUUUAGCCAAUUGUAUUGAUAACUUUACUCAUGGCCUUGCAGUAGGUGGAUCUUUUUUGGUAUCUUUUAGACUCGGUUCACUUACGACAUUUGCUAUAUUAAUUCAUGAAAUACCACAUGAAGUUGGUGAUUUUGCUAUUCUACUGAAGAGUGGGUUCAAUAGAUGGGAUGCGGCACGAGCACAACUUAUGACUGCUACUGGAGGAAUUUUCGGAGCACUUAUUGCAGUGUUAUGUUCUGGUAGUGGAGUUGAGUCACGAACCAGUUGGAUUUUGCCAUUUACCGCAGGUGGAUUUUUACAUAUUGGAUUAGUAACUAUUUUACCAGAAUUGCUCAAAGAAUCUAAUCCAAAAGAGUCUAUGAAACAAUUAGGAGCUUUACUUAGUGGUAUUACUAUAAUGGCAAUAUUGACGAUAAUUUGUGAUUGAAAGAUAAGGGAAAAAGAUUAAGAAAAGUAAUCGAUAUUCGGUUACAAAAGUUUGUAUUAUCCCAAAUAUGUUUAAAGUUAAAACGACGGUGGGUUAGGAACGAGUAGCUGAGAUAUACUCUAUUUUUUUAUCGAAGUCUUGUACUUGUUGAUUCAUUUUCUCCAACACUCAAUUCUUUCACAAAACUUACGCAGGCAAAGCCAUGUUUCUAAAUGCAGUCGACUACCCGUCAUAAGCCUGGUCUAGGAGACAUAGGAAAAAUUUUUCUUGGAAUUUUAGUCUCUCCACUAAAUUUUUCUAUUAUUAGUUUAUAAUUUUGACAAUUUUACCGGAGGCUUAUAACGAGGUAUCGGGUACGAAACUCCUCAGAGUCUAAGUAGAAAAAUCUUUUUGGACUCAGUAUUUAAUGAUAGGAGGAAAAUGGCUUAUAACGGGUAGUCGACUACAAUUUUUUUUCAUUAUUUUUUUUUUUGCUUUUUAUAUUUCUUUAUUGUAAAUAAUGUAAAGAAAUGAAAUUAUCAAAA